GACAGAAGAUCAACACAACAAACUAAUCUCGACAAAUCUCCCUACAAAGACUUUCUAAUUCUCGCGACCCGAAGACCCUGCUGCCGAGCAGAUUGUGCCCCAUCCUCAUCUUUCCAAGACUAAGCUUCACGCUUGUGGCUUUUUAUCCCCUUGCUUGCAUAAUUAUGGCACACACCAUGAAUAAAUUCUGCAAGGAUCCCGCGUAGGUUUUUUUUUUUGCUUUUGCUGACCAUAGUUAUCCCAGUGCUCUUGAUGUCGUCUUCAGUUCAAGCAAUUGUGAAGGAGGUGCUGUGCUCGUGCUACGUGAGCUCAGCCUUGUCUCAACCAGCGAGUCUGGAAGUCCAGAACCGCUGCCGGCAGGACUUGGGGAGAUGCCACUCUAUCUUGAAGAUGAUGAUUUUCACUCUGUCAACGGUCCACUAGACCUCACUACCCUUCCUCCCUACGCUGCAGUCGCCCCGGUUACCCAUUGUAACCACUCUACGUUUUACCCCGGUAUUAGUACUACUAGAGGGUUUGUAACUUCUCCCUCAAGCAUACACCCUCCUAUGGCCCCUUAUCAUACGUUCCUCUCUGAUAAUUCUAUAGUGUCCAACAAACCCGCUCGGAAAAGAGGGGCUAUCUCUGCAGCGAACCUGGCUGCAGUUGGCGAUCCUCAUUUCCGACCAAGCAGGCGUUAGACCGCCAUCGCGAGGUGAAGCAUCUCGGUUUACGCGUCGACUGUCCGAUCCCGGGGUGCGAGAAGGUUGGCGAUAAGGGGAUCAAAAGAAAGGAUAACCUUCCCGCUCACGUAUUAAAAAAACAUGGGAUCAAUUUAACUCGUCGAUCCCGCGCUAACCGGCAGAGGGUCUUGAUGCUCACAAGAUAUCAUUGGUGUUGAGUAGUUUCCGGCCUUGACACAAUUGAAAUUCGGUGGGCGGUUGGAACGAAUGUUCUUGGGGAGUCCGACUUUGAUGUUGGUGUACGUUUCCUAGUUACUUGUUUUUUUAUCCAUUUUUUCCUCCCUCUUUUCUUAUCGGCUUGCUUUAGUAUUCUAUUGAAUGAUACAAGUAUUUUAUUUCAAUUCCACGGAUCCACGGAGGG
Molecule: messenger RNA, 1083 nt
Organism: Tuber aestivum (summer truffle)
Lineage: Eukaryota; Fungi; Ascomycota; Pezizomycetes; Pezizales; Tuberaceae
Source: the annotation of a GenBank genome assembly